AUGGUGUCCUUAUUUUCUAAAUUUGGACCGAAUAGGUCCGAGGCCACUGAAGUACAGGUCGAAAGCAAAGAUGAUCGGUACGACUCUUCGAGCAUCGAGUCUGCAGAGAAGCAGACCGGUGUCCAGAAGGUCGAGGCCAUUGCAUUGACCUGGUCGAAAUCUUCCUUAUGGGUUGCCUAUGCUGGUAUCCUUUUGAUGGCGACUUCGACAUCACUUGAAGCGCAGACAACAUACCUGUAUUCCUCGUAUGCGCUGUCUGGAUUCGGGUUCCAUUCGCUCCUGUCGACCAUUUCGAUCGUUACAGGUGUCAUGUAUGCCGUUGUGAAGCCUCCCAUGGCAAAGGUUGCCGACGUAUUCGGUCGUUUCGAAGCCUUCGUGUUUGCCAUUGUCCUCUUCGUUAUCGGGUACGUUAUGCUAGCGGCCAGUAACUCCGUUCAGACAUAUGCUGGCGCCCAGGUCUUCUAUGCAGCUGGCUCUACCGGCCUGCUCAUUCUCCAACAGGUCUUUGUUGCCGAUACCACCGAUCUGUUGAAUCGUGCCUUGUUCUCCUCGCUUCCCGAUUUGCCGUUCCUUUGGACCGUCUGGGCCGGCCCUGAGGUUGGUGCUGCUGUCUUGAAGGGCACUACCUGGAGAUGGGGUUACGGUAUGUGGGCUAUCAUCUUGCCAGUCUGCUCUCUUCCUCUCCUCGGCGCCCUCUUCGCCAACAUGUUGAAGGCAAAGAAGAAGGGUCUUCUCCCACCAAGCAAGCUCAAAGAACAUGGCGUCGGUGGCUUCUUGGUCAAGACGUUCUGGGAUUUGGAUAUCAUCGGAAUGCUGCUGUUCACUGCUGCUUUGUGCUUGGUAUUGAUUCCUCUUACCCUCGGCGCCGGUGCCACUGGAAAAUGGAAGAACCCAAGCUUGAUUGCCAUGAUGGUCGUUGGAGGUGUCUGCUUGAUCGCCUUCCCAUUCUUCGAGAUGUCGAAGAAGUUUGCUCCAAGCCCUCUUCUUUCGCUCAGACUCCUUAAGAACCGAACUGUUCUUGCCGGUACCCUCAUUGCCGUCUUCUACUUCAUGGCUUUCUACCAAUCCGUCUUCCCAUAUUUCUACUCAUACCUCGUCGUCGCCAAUGAGCAAUCCGUCGUUUCUGCCGGUCGUAUCGUCCUUACCUUCUCCUUCACUUCCACAGUCUCAUCCAUCAUCAUCUCCUUCUUUAUCAAAUGGACUGGUCACUACAAGUACUUCGUCUGCGCCGGUGGUCUCAUCUAUAUCCUUGGAUUCGGACUCAUGCUCCGAUAUCGUGUUGAGGGCUCUACCCGUGCUCAGAUUGUUAUCAACCAGGUCCUCGUCGGUCUCGGUGGUGGAUUCCUUAACGUUCCUGCACAAUUGGGCGUUCAAUCCGUCGUUCCUCAUCAAGAUGUCGCCGCGGCCACUGCAUUGUUCCUUACUGCCAUCUCCGUCGGUCAGGCCAUCGGAUCUGCUAUCUCUGGUGCCAUCUGGACCAACAACCUCCUUCCAAAGCUCAACCAGUACCUUCCAGAAGAUGUCAAGGUCAAUGCUACUCUCAUCUAUUCCGACUUCACCCAUGCCAGCUCUUACCCAUCUGGCGGUGAGGCCAGGCUUGCCAUCAACAGGGCCUACCAGGAGACCAUGAGAUUGAUGUUGAUCGGUGCUUUGGUCAGCGCUGUUCCAAUCGUUUUCCUUACAUUCUUCAUGGAGAACGUAGACUUGAAGGCCGGACAGCAGAACACCAAGGGUCGUGUCUUCGGCAACAGUGGUUUGGACGCUGAUGACCGAGAAGAAAGUGCCGCCUACAGCAGAGGACAGACGGAGGCCCCCGCAGUUAAAGCCUAG
Molecule: messenger RNA, 1830 nt
Organism: Orbilia oligospora ATCC 24927
Lineage: Eukaryota; Fungi; Ascomycota; Orbiliomycetes; Orbiliales; Orbiliaceae
Exons: 4
Coding region: 1-1830 (609 amino acids)
Biological process (GO): siderophore transmembrane transport
Molecular function (GO): siderophore-iron transmembrane transporter activity
Source: RefSeq, a predicted model, not a curated record